Messenger RNA from Cadophora gregata, 1830 nucleotides. RefSeq lists its product as uncharacterized. The transcript is spliced from 3 exons. The coding region runs from base 1 to 1830 and encodes 609 amino acids. NCBI's taxonomy places the organism in Eukaryota, Fungi, Ascomycota, Leotiomycetes, Helotiales, Ploettnerulaceae. The record is from RefSeq and is a predicted model, not a curated record.
AUGUCCCCCAUGAACCCACCAUCUACACGGAUUCGUAAACGGCCGGCUCCUCAGCGACCGCUGCCAGAUCCACAACAAACCCCUUCCGUGUUACAGAGACGGAGCACCAGGAUACAGUCAAGGACGCGCCAUGUCUCAGUAACUUAUAUUCCAGGAUCUUACCACGCAUCUCAAAGCCCCCGCGAGCAACGACCAACAGCGGCUCAGACUUCACAGCCUCUUGGAGAGACCUCAUAUACAGCUGUCGAAGCAUCGGCGCGGGCACCUUCAAGCGCACAUGCUCAAGAACAUCUUUCUUCACCAGAGAAACAGAUUUACCAAACUCGGAAGCGAGGACUUGACACAUCCUUCGAGACCAGUGGCGAAAGACCCCUCAAAUGCGCUCGUUUGACCCGGAGGAACUUGAAAGAAUUGGAAAAUAUGGGAGGACAGCGAAGGCAGUCCGCUGGGAAAGGGUCUACUGGACGCUCAUCUUCCACAACCACUACUACUAACAAGGAUCUGGGUCUACACCGCCAUCAACCAAAAUCAAAGUCCUCAUACUCCGGGACAAAGUCAACCCAGUCAAAACAAAGCACUUCCACGACGGACUCGGGUUUUCCGGAUAUCGCUUUUCAAAAUGGGAUUUUGAAUCCAAACUGCUCCAAGCCUCCUGCAAAUCUCGAAUCACGUCAAGACCGAAUCGACAGAAGCCGAGAGACAGCCUCACCAAGCGAGUCAGAUUAUCAGUACUUUGCCUCCGCUAUCCGAAGAGCACCAAAUGAAGCGUCGGUACUGUAUGAAACAUCCAUGCUGCUGCAGCGUUAUAACGAGUCCGGAUAUCACAAGUCGUACAACCAAGCCUUCAACAACUUCCCAAAGAAUAUCGGAUUUAAUGACGACCUUUCAGCUGCACAGCCAGAUAUGGUCGAGGGUCUUGAUCUAACACAGUUUGACCCGUUCCCCGCCCGCGAGCAGCUUGGUGGAGCGGCUACAGUGUAUUCCGGCCCGGAAGCUACUACUUUGCCACAUCUAGCUGGAGAGUGGAAAGGUCCAGGAAAAGACAUGAUACUCGCACAGACUCAAGCAGCAUACGACGGUGCUUGUAUGGUUUACGGCAGAAAUGAAGCACGUUCAUACCUCGAGAGCCCUGAUCCUCCAGGUUAUGCCUUUGUUUCGACUUUCACUACCGACGGCACUACCGUUAACACCUUUGCGCACUAUUCAUCUGAGACCCAAGGCCAAGUCAAAUAUCACCAAUAUCCUGAAUCAAGCUCUUUGCUCAUAUCAAGCUAUCAAGAUUUUAAGAAAAGCAGACGAAGACUGAGGAAUCUACAGGACGAUGCCAAAGAAACCUCGGAGAAGUUAAGGGACGAGUUGAACGAGAAGUGGUUAGCAAAUCAUCGAUCCUCUGUCGGUCUAAGUAUACCAGCCGAAACUGCGAACGCUACAGAUUGUGAUAGCCACGACUAUGACGACGAUGAGGAUCCCAACAAUCAAUUACUAGCAGAAUACUGGACGAGUUUCCCGACAAACAAUGAGCCUGACUCCUCUGCGCAAGUUCCUGCUGUAGACAGUGUCUACGCUCCACCGUAUGCAAAUCUCCCGGCGAACGAUGAGGAUGAUCACUUCAUACAGAGUUCCCAUACGAACAACAGAUACAUUUCGCCCGAUGGCCCAACAUUCCCUCCAAUCACUCCGCCACAAUCGACAAAAGACGCAUCGCUUCCACUUGAGCCGAGUGGAGAUGUCGAACAGGCUAAAGGACGUGGUAAUAAGAGGACUCGCCGGACCCGGAGGCAAGCUAUUAUUGUCGACUCGCGAAAGCCUCGCAGAAAACAUGAGGGUUAA